Messenger RNA from Coniosporium apollinis CBS 100218, 2073 nucleotides. RefSeq lists its product as uncharacterized. The transcript has a single exon. The coding region runs from base 1 to 2073 and encodes 690 amino acids. The record is from RefSeq and is a predicted model, not a curated record. Lineage: Eukaryota; Fungi; Ascomycota; Dothideomycetes.
AUGGCGUUUUCUGUUUCGGAUCGCUUCUCGGGCAACGUGCGGAACGCGUUCAGGAACCUGCGACAGUCAGAGGAAGAGAAACCCUCUGCAACUCAAGCGAUUAACCAGCCAAACACCAUAAAUGAGGCCUUUGCCUAUGCGGCCCUUAACUCACCGAAGAACGAGAUCCGACUUGUCACCAUCUCCCCUGGCGCGUUCCUGGAAACACCAGUCGCCUGUCAACUGAGCCACGCUUCUCUCGACGAGUCCCCACGGUAUGAAGCGCUAUCGUAUACAUGGGGCUCCCCGGUUGAUCCCAUCGCCAUCACACUCAACGACCAGCCCUUCCACGUGACGCGCAGCCUCCACGACGCGAUCUGCCAUCUUCGUCUUGAGAAUGCAUCACGCACGCUCUGGAUCGACGCCAUUUGCAUCAACCAGCUGUCCAUUCCUGAGCGCAACGCCCAGGUGCGCAUCAUGCGCACCAUCUACCGCCAGUCGCAGCAAACGCUCAUCUGGCUGGGGCCGGCAUUCAAGAACAGUGACCUGAUGAUGGACUUCAUAGGCUGGGAAGAUGAACGGCUGUUGAACCCCACCCUGGAUGGUGGCGAUGAUGAGUGGGCAGCUGCCCGUUAUUAUCGCGCGAUGCAGGAGCCAAGACUGCUGCAUAUCUGGAGAGCGCUGUCUGAGCUCUCUCAGCGGCCGUACUGGAAGCGCAUGUGGAUUGUGCAGGAGAUUGCUUUCGGCACAGCGCCGCAGGUAUGUGUCGGCACUCGGAGCGCGUCCUUUUGGGAUGCCCUGAUGCGCGUGUUGAGCAGCUUAUCCGCUGAGCUAGACAUGGAGCAUCCUGGCAGGCCACUUAACCACCCAUGGGUCGAGUUGCUUGCAGAGAACAAGGCGCUGGCGAUAGGUCGUGAGCGAAAAGAUAUCAAUAUGCCAAAGGGGCCCUCGUGGCUGGCAGCGGCGCUGCUGAGAUAUCGCGGCUCCCUAGCAACGGACCCGCGAGAUAAAGUAAUUGCCUUGCUGGGCUUUCUGGACGAAGGUAGUGUGGCGUACGACCAACUCAUCACUGUCGAAUACUCGAGGCCAGUCCGAGAUCUGUACCUGGAUAUCUUCAAGUUCUGUGCCUCAGAGCCGAGACUAGCAAGGACGCAAUCUCAAUCACAUACUGGCAGCAACCCAAAGUUUACGUUAAACUACACCAUGAGCUAUAAUCGGGCAACUGUGCUGGCAGCAGAAGCUGAAGGACGAACGCUAGAUGAUGACGAGAUGCACGUUGAUUACGAGACAGAAGAGGCGGUGAGCAGAGCGCAUGGUCCCCUCAAUAUCCUAACCGCAGCCGGAAUUCGUGACAAGGGAACCGACAACUUUCCGUCCUGGCUUCCGCAUUGGGGCAGAGACUCAUCCACUCUAUCCAUCGACGACCUCAGCGGAAAUCGCUACACAGUGUCGGGGAAAACGCCCCCCGUCUACGUCCUCUCGGAAGAAGACAAAAUUCUCCAUGCCUCUGGAGUCCUACUUCACAAACUCACCCACGUGGGCGACAAGAUUCAAAACUCCCAUCCCAACCCCGUCGAGCUGGUUCGCUCCGUCGUUAGCUGGUACCGUCUCGCCGAGAAACACCCCUCGGCCAGUAAUCCCUUUGAGCGAUCGUAUUUUUGGCGAGCCCUUGUCUUUGACUCUUAUCUCAACCCCUACUUCUCCGAAGCCCCGCGACAAUGGUACGACAUGGAUCUGGACUCGCUCAUUCAAACUGCGGAGGACUCAAUGGUGCCGGGGAGGGACAGGAUCGACCUAAGUGUUCUAGCGAACGAGUUGCUCCUAAUGUUGCAGAAGACGACUCGGGGCCGGCGCUUUGCCCUCACCGAAGAAGGCUUGUACACGAUGGUUCCAGAGGAAGCGAAGACUGGUGAUGUCGUGGUUGUUUUGUUUGGGUGCGAUAUCCCGUUGUUGUUAAGGAGGGUGCAUCUUGGCCGUCAUUGGGUUGUUGUGGGCGAGUGUUUUUGUUACGGGAUCAUGGAUGGUGAAGUUGUAGAUGGCCUUAAGGAGGCAGGGUUGCUUAAUAUUACGGCACAGGAUUUUGAGAUCCAUUGA